AUGCCUCUAACACCGGAACAAGUUCAAAUCAUCAAGGCCACCGUGCCUGUGCUGACAGAGCAUGGGACAACCAUCACCACGGUGUUCUACAAGAACAUGCUGACUGCCCAUCCCGAGCUGAAUAAUGUCUUCAAUACCGCUCACCAGGUCAGCGGCCACCAAGCUCGUGCUCUAGCUGGCGCUCUCUUCGCCUAUGCGUCCAACAUCGACAACCUGGGCGCUCUCGGACCCGCCGUCGAGCUCAUCUGCCACAAACACGCCUCGCUAUACAUCAAGCCUGACGACUACAAGAUUGUCGGCAAAUUCCUGCUCGAAGCAAUGGGCCAGGUCCUCGGUGACGCCCUCACCCCGGAGAUCCUCGACGCUUGGGCCACCGCCUACUGGCAACUGGCCGACCUCAUGAUCGGCCGCGAGGCCCAGCUUUACGAGCAAGCCGAAGGCUGGACCGAGUUCCGCGAUUUCGUCAUCGCGCAGAAGGUCCCUGAAUCCUCGGAAAUCACCUCCUUCUACCUGAAGCCGGUGGACGGCAAGCCUCUGCCUGCCUUCCGGCCGGGACAGUACAUUUCCGUGCAGAUCCACGUCCCUGAGCUCAACUACCUCCAGGCGCGCCAGUACUCUCUCAGCGACAUGCCUCGGUCAGAUUACUACCGCAUCAGCGUGAAGAAGGAGCCUGGACUGAACCCCGCCGAGCCCGGCGCAAAGGCGCACCCAGGCUAUGUAUCGAACAUCCUGCACGAGUUUAAAAACGAGGGCGACACCAUCAAGGUCUCCCAUCCGUACGGCGAUUUCUUCCUCUCCGACGCCAAGGCCGCCAACCCCGUUGUCCUCAUCUCAGCCGGCGUCGGUCUGACCCCCAUGACGUCCAUUCUCAACACUCUGACCUCGCAGUCCCCAGAGCGGAAGGUCAGCUUCAUCCACGGCGCUAGAAACUCUCAGGCGCGUGCGUUCAAGAACCACAUCACCUCUCUGGAGCAGAAGCUGCCCCAUCUCAAAUCGACCUUUUUCACCAGCCACCCCACAGAGCAGGACAAGGAGGGUGAUGAUUACCAGUACCGCGGCCGUGUGGAUCUGAGCAAGUUGGAAGGCAGCCAGGAUUUGUUCCUGGAUGAUGCCACGACGGAGUAUUACGUCUGCGGACCUGACACGUUCAUGACUGAUAUGCUGAAUGUUCUCAAGUCCAAGGGCGUGAGCGAGGACCGCGUCAAGCUGGAGCUGUUCGGAACUGGCGGUGUUCCUCAUUGA
This is a messenger RNA of Aspergillus lentulus, 1242 nucleotides long. Lineage: Eukaryota; Fungi; Ascomycota; Eurotiomycetes; Eurotiales; Aspergillaceae. The record is from RefSeq and is a predicted model, not a curated record.